AUGCCUCUAAAGCUUACUACUGUUAUCCUUGUGUGUGUUGGUAGUUUGUUCUUGUGUGCGAGCGCUCAAAGCCUAUCACGAGACUACGGGGUGAAACUGUGCGGCAGAGAGUUUAUAAGAGCCGUUAUCUUCACGUGCGGCGGGUCCCGUUGGAAACGAUCCUUAGAUGAAGACUUGGAUCCCUUCCAGCCUGGUUCCUACAGUGAUGUCACGGAGGGCAGCAGAAUCAACUGGCCUCACGGACAUGGUCAAGACCAGGCAGCAGACCACCCUCUCCAGCUAUCUUCAUCCUCCCUGGCAGACCUCCUCUCACUCUUGGGCGGAGUGGGAGACCAUAGGGGGUCAAUGGUUGUCAACCCCAGCGAGGGGCUUCAGAACCAGGCUUCUGUGCUGGGAGGAGUGGCCAAGAACCCGAGCGUCAACUGGCCACGCCGCGACAGACAAAAGAGGAACUUUUCCCUGGGCUUAGCUGGCAUGUGUUGUAACCAGGGCUGCACUAAGAAUGACAUUGGGCGUCUGUGCUGAGUGAGACUGGGGCAGAACAGAGG
This is a messenger RNA of Salvelinus namaycush (lake trout), 548 nucleotides long. RefSeq names its product relaxin-3-like. The record is from RefSeq and is a predicted model, not a curated record. The transcript has 2 exons. Gene Ontology annotation, molecular function: hormone activity. NCBI's taxonomy places the organism in Eukaryota, Metazoa, Chordata, Actinopteri, Salmoniformes, Salmonidae. Gene Ontology annotation, cellular component: extracellular region. The coding region runs from base 1 to 525 and encodes 174 amino acids.